AUGCAAACUUUGUGCUUGAGUUAUUCUAUAUUUAACUCAUUUAAUACAUAUCCCUCUGAUGCUAUCAUGGUACCCUCUGAUGCUAUCAUGGUACCCUCUGAUGCUAUCGUUGUACCCUCUGAUGCUAUCGUUGUACCCUCUGAUGCUAUCAUGGUACCCUCUGAUGCUAUCAUGGUACCCUCUGAUGCUAUCAUGGUACCCUCUGAUGCUAUCAUUGUACCCUCUGAUGCUAUCGUUGUACCCUCUGAUGCUAUCGUUGUACCCUCUGAUACUAUCGUUGAUGCUAUCAUGGUACCUGAUACUGUACCCUCUGAUGCUAUCGUUGUACCCUCUGAUGCUAUCGUUGUACCCUCUGAUGCUAUCGUUGUACCCUCUGAUGCUAUCGUUGUACCCUCUGAUGCUAUCGUUGUACCCUCUGAUGCUAUCGUUGUACCCUCUGAUACUAUCGUUGUACCCUCUGAUGCUAUCAUUGUACCCUCUGAUGCUAUCGUUGUACCCUCUGAUGCUAUUGUUGUACCCUCUGAUGCUAUCGUUGUACCCUCUGAUGCUAUUGUUGUACCCUCUGAUGCUAUCGUUGUACCCUCUGAUGCUAUUGUUGUACCCUCUGAUGCUAUCAUAAAAAAAAAAUACAUCAAUUACAUACAUCAACAAUCUAUAGAUAAAAAAAACAUACUCUACAUACAUCAAUCUAUAGAAGAAAAAAAAACUUACAUACAUCAAUCUAUAGAUAAAAAAAGAAACUUACAUAUAGAAGAAAAAAAGAAACUUACAUACAUCAAUCUAUAG
This is a messenger RNA of Candidula unifasciata, 786 nucleotides long. NCBI's taxonomy places the organism in Eukaryota, Metazoa, Mollusca, Gastropoda, Stylommatophora, Geomitridae. The record is from the annotation of a GenBank genome assembly.